Messenger RNA from Sodiomyces alkalinus F11, 1990 nucleotides. RefSeq names its product T-complex protein 1. Gene Ontology annotation, molecular function: ATP-dependent protein folding chaperone; ATP hydrolysis activity; ATP binding. Gene Ontology annotation, cellular component: chaperonin-containing T-complex. The record is from RefSeq and is a predicted model, not a curated record. Bases 119 to 1753 code for a protein of 544 amino acids. Gene Ontology annotation, biological process: protein folding. The transcript has 6 exons. Lineage: Eukaryota; Fungi; Ascomycota; Sordariomycetes; Glomerellales; Plectosphaerellaceae.
CAGCAGGAAAGGCACCCAAUAAUACCGUCGUCGGCAAGUAAUUAAAACAGAGCCCCCGACGAGCAACCACCACGAACACCACAGGCCAUCUAGAAGACGGCCAUCUAUCUCUGUCAUCAUGUCUGCAGCACAGUUGCUUAAUCCGAAGGCCGAGUCAAGACGGCGGGGUGAAGCGUUGAAGGUCAACAUCAGUGCUGGCGAGGGUCUGCAAGAUGUGCUCAAGUCCAACUUGGGCCCCAUGGGCACCCUAAAGAUGCUUGUUGACGGCGCUGGACAAAUUAAACUCACCAAGGAUGGAAACGUUCUUCUGAGAGAGAUGCAAAUACAGAACCCGACGGCUGUGAUGAUUGCCCGCGCCGCCACCGCGCAGGACGACAUUUGCGGAGACGGUACGACCUCGGUGGUGCUGUUGGUUGGAGAGCUUCUGAAGCAAGCCGAUCGAUACAUCUCGGAGGGCCUGCACCCCCGCGUUAUAACUGAUGGCUUUGAGAUUGCGAAGAACGAGGCUUUGAAGUUCCUGGACCAGUUCAAACUCCCCAAGGAGGCGGACCGCGAGCUCCUUCUUAACGUCGCCCGCACCUCUCUGGCCACCAAGCUCGACAGUAGCCUCGCUUCUAAGCUGACUGCAGAUAUUGUCGACGCCGUCUUGGCCAUUUACCAAGCCCCUGCCAAGCCCGACUUGCACAUGAUUGAGAUCAUGAAGAUGCAGCACAGGACAGCCUCUGAUACGCGGCUGAUCAAGGGUCUCGCCCUCGACCACGGUGCCAGGCACCCCGACAUGCCGAAGCGGCUGGAGAACGCCUACAUCCUGACGCUGAACGUGAGCUUAGAGUACGAGAAGACGGAGAUCAACUCGGGCUUCUACUACUCGAGCGCCGAGCAGCGGGAUAAGCUUGUCGAGAGCGAACGCCGGUUCGUGGAUGCCAAACUCAAGAAGAUCGUCGAGCUGAAGAAGGAGGUCUGCGGCAACGACCCGAACAAGAGCUUCGUCGUCAUCAACCAGAAGGGCAUCGAUCCCCUGUCGCUGGACGUCCUUGCGAAGAACAACAUCCUGGCGCUGCGGCGGGCGAAGAGGAGGAACAUGGAGAGGCUUCAGCUCAUUUGCGGAGGUGUGGCCCAGAACAGCACGGAGGAUCUCACCCCGGACGUUCUUGGCUGGGCCGGUCUCGUGUACGAGCAACAGCUGGGUGAGGAGAAGUACACUUUCAUCGAGGAUGUCAAGGAUGCCAAGUCUGUCACGCUUCUGAUCAAGGGCCCCAAUGCCCACACGAUCACUCAGGUUACCGAUGCCGUCCGCGACGGUCUGCGCAGCGUCUACAACAUGAUCGUCGACAAGAGCGUGGUUCCUGGCGGCGGUGCAUUCCAGGUCGCUUGCGCGGCGCACCUGAAGAGCGAUGCGUUCACCAAGACGGUCAAGGGCAAGGCUAAGUGGGGAGUCGAGGCGUUUGCUGAUGCCUUGCUCGUUAUUCCCAAGACUCUUGCUGCCAAUGCUGGCCAUGAUGUUCAGGAUGCCCUCGCGGACCUGCAAGAUGAGUAUGCCGAUGGCAACGUGGUUGGUCUCGACCUCAGCACUGGCAAGUCCAUGGACCCCGAGUUGGAGGGCGUCUUCGAUUCCUUCCGGGUCCUACGUAACUGCGUCGCCUCCAGCUCCGGCAUUGCGUCGAAUCUGUUGCUCUGCGAUGAACUGCUCAAGGCCAGGCAGAUGGGCAGGCAAGGUGGUCCGGGUCCCGGCAUGGACGGCCCGGAGGAGUAAGGUGAUAGCAAGCAGGACAUGCCGGUCGAUGGGAUACGGGUACGGUAGAUAAAAAAGGGCCUGUACUUGUUAGACGUGUCACUCACCUGGAAUGAUAUCCAUCUCGUGUCUCAGAUGCCAUGGAGCCUCUAUGCGUCAACUUCAACUAUCUACUCCUUACACGGUCUUACCUAUCAGACUAUGUCACCUAACCGUCUAUCAUUUCACCCCGUCCGUUUCCGCCCAAGCAAUCCCCCU